UACUUGGAACUACACGUACUAGGUUCAGACAGGUAACAACGUUCUCAUAAUAAUGGCCUCUGUUCAAAGGGUUCGUCCGUCUGCCUUACGAUACACCCAUGACAGCAUAAGCUGUCGGUUUUCUAACGGAUGUGGUCUGGAGGAAACCUUUAGGCAGAUCCUUUACGAUGAGGUCAGCGUUAGCUCCCUGCCUUACCUGGAAGUUAUGCCAUAUGACAAUGAGUGGUUUGUCGUCAGAGGUAACAGGAGAUUGUAUGUAUUAAAACAACUGGAAUCUGCUGGGAAAAUUUCAACAGUGAGCGUCAAGUAUUUGUCUUUUGAGUCUUAUCAUUUCUAUAACCAGUACUCUACAGAAAAUUCGGGCCGGUCCGUCCGUAUUCGAGGUAAUCCUUCCUUGGCCGGAGAGUUUGGACGAAUCAAACGAACGUGGGAAAAUUCUUCCGGGGGAUUUUGUCAGCUUGGGACAACCUGUGCGAGCUGCUGCUGUAAAUGUCUGAUUGCGGUUCUGCUGAUACUGGUGGUGUUCGUAGUCGCGGUCUUCUUGUUUUUGGUGUACCAAUCAAACCAGCAAUAUUCACACAGAGCAUUUCAUUAACUCCAGUAGAACUGUUAUUGCGGACGGCCAUCUACGGCUAUGUAAAUAACAAGCGUGUCAGAAUUCCAGCACUUGCUUAUCGCUUAAAUCCUGAAACUUAUUUGUUCUACACGUAGAUCGAAACAUUGUCACAUGGAAACUCAAAACGAUUUACAAAUCCCUGUUAGACUUUACUUUCCGCGUAUUCGCCUCCACCCGGUGUUACAAAUAUUAUUACGUUUCAUUACGGAUGCAUGGAAUUGAAUACUACUAUUGCGGUCGCCAUUAAAACAUGCACUUGUCGAAAAAAAACAGCUAGUAUAUAUUUAGUUGGAUACAAACAGACGUAUGCAUGCUAAAUGCAGUCGAUUUCAAUAUUUUACUGAUGCAAUUCUUCGCAGAUAUGUCAGCUUUGUGAUAAUAUCUGCAUUAUUCCUAACCUUACUGGACAUUCUGGAAACCUGCUUAAGACAGACUGCGAUUGAUUGAAAGCUUUGGUAUGUGAUACAAUCUAAAAUAAUUAGGUAAAAUAUGACAGAUUUAUUGGAAAAGCAGAAUAAAAACAGCAGGAAAAGAGCUGAAUCGGAUUGUAAUUUAAUACUGUUAUUCACAUCUCCGCCCAUCAUUGUUAACGAGAACAAUACAUAAAAAUGAUAAAGUACCUCUCAUGGAGCCUCUCAAUUUUUAAGUUCGCGGAUCAGCUACCCAUAGAAUGCUACAUAUCCUGCGAUGGACCUUUUUCUCGCGGAAAGCUAUAUAGAGUGUAUUGCAUACCACUAAUUCACGAAGACUUCCCGAGGACUAGGAAAAGCUCUUCCAGAAGUUAGAAAACGAAGAGGAAUUCCGCAAAUUCCUUAUUGACAGUGCUUACUACGAAAGAAAUGUUGUUCAUGUCAUAUUCUUUGGAAAUAGAAUGAAAAAAAACAAAAACAAAAACAAAACCAAAACCAAAACAGUCAACCAUGUGCAAAGUGAUGCUUAUAUUCAAAGAAAGAAAUACAUAUUCCUGGAGAACGAUACUGAAAAUAAUGUACAUAUUUGCUUAUGCAUACCUUGCAAAUAAUCUUCUAACAGCUGGGGAAUAAAAUAUUUGAUAAA
Molecule: messenger RNA, 1672 nt
Organism: Pecten maximus
Lineage: Eukaryota; Metazoa; Mollusca; Bivalvia; Pectinida; Pectinidae
Exons: 2
Coding region: 53-595 (180 amino acids)
Source: RefSeq, a predicted model, not a curated record